AUGCCUCAAGUCACGAUGGAAGCCAAGGAAUACACCACCAGCCUGGCGAGCCGGAGCACACCAUCCGAUCAAGAGUCCGACAGCCAGUCUAUCAUGGACGACAAAGACCUGCCUCCAGUCGAUGGAGGCCCUCAAGCAUGGCUCUUUCUGAUCGCCUCGGCUAUGCUUGAGGCCUUGGUUUGGGGCUAUGCAUUUGCAUUCGGUGUAUUUGAGGACUACUAUAGCACACACGAGCCAUUUCAGGGAUCCGGGAACAUUGCUAGUGUUGGAACAUGUGCCAUGGGCAUCGCAUAUCUGUUGGCUCCAGGGGCCAUUAUCCUGAUGAUUUUGGUUCCCAAGCUUGCGCGCUGGGUGUCGACCAUUGGAGUCGUUAUUAUGUGCUUGUCGUUGGCACUGAGCUCUUUUUCGACCAAUGUGACGCACCUUCUUCUAUCCCAAGGCAUUGGAUUUGGUAUCGGUGGAUGCUUAGCAUAUACACCCACCAUUUUGUUCAUGUCAGAGUGGUUCGUCAAAAGGAAAGGUCUUGCAUUCGGCGUUGUCUGGGCCGGGUCUGGUGUGUCGGGCAUCAUUUUCCCCCUCGCUAUCCAGUGGCUUCUGGGUAAAUACGGCAUUGCUGCAACCCUUCAAAUAUCUUCAGUGACCUUGUUCAUUCUCGCCAUGCCCUUCAUCUACUUCCACCGCCCAAGAUUGACCACCACGGAGAUCGCGUACCAUCGUCUCAACUUCCGCUUUUUAUACAACAAAGUUUUCAUCGUGUACCAGCUUGGAAACACCUUGGAAGCAGUUGGAUUUUUCCUACCCACCAUUUACCUCCCGAAAUUCGCGCGCAGCCUAGGAGCUAGCGACUUCAUGGCGUCUCUGACUGUGACCCUCGUCAACCUGUUCCAGGUCUUUGGGUCUGUCCUCAUGGGGUUCCUCUCUGACAGGUACCACAUCUCCACCUGUAUCUUGAUAUCGACUGUUGGUACCGUUCUAUCCGUCUUCUUUGUAUGGGGCUUCGCUACAAGCAUUCCACCACUCUAUAUUUUCUGUAUCGCUUACGGUCUACUUGCGGGGGGCUUUUCCUCCACAUGGGCCGGAGUCUCCAGCGAAGUUCAACGGGCCAACCCUUGCGCAGACGAAACUGUCAUUUUCCCAUUCAUGGAAACAGGCAGAGGAAUUGGCAACGUUGUCAGUGGGCCAUUAAGCGAAGCUUUACUCAAGGGGUACCCUUGGAAAGGACGUGCGGCGGGAGCUUAUGGAAGUGGCUACGGCGCACUGGUGGUAUGCACUGGCGCCAGUGCCCUGUUGGGAGGGAUCUGCGUGGUUGCACGUCAACUGAAGUGGAUAUAA
Molecule: messenger RNA, 1332 nt
Organism: Penicillium salamii
Lineage: Eukaryota; Fungi; Ascomycota; Eurotiomycetes; Eurotiales; Aspergillaceae
Source: the annotation of a GenBank genome assembly